AUCAUUUUCAGUUCGGUUUUAACAUUGACGGUGUUCGUGUGUAGAGUCGCGGUGAAAGAGUGUAUAAUAGCGAUUGGAGGUUUUUUUUAAACAACGUUAUCGUUUCUCAUUGUGACCGCAGAUAUUUAUUUUAGAAUCUGUUUGAUGUUAGUUUGCCGUAGCGUGCGGUAUCACUUAAAAUUGUGCACACUUAUCUGUGCCGUUCUUUUCGAGAAUCUCUUUGAUCGACUCAACUUACAGACAAUUUAAAACGUUACACUGAAGUAAGUUAUUCGUUCCGAAACAAACAAAAUAAUUUCCAGAAAAAUCGAUUUGAUUUAGUUCAUUGAAGAAAAAAAAAAGUAUUUAAGUCAAUGGUGUACUGUACAUGCUACACUACACACGGUGCACGGUUUAUAAUCUUCAUUAAAUAUACAUUGAGUGAAAGCAAAAGUGUGUUUCCCAUCUCUCAGCGCGACGAUUUUUAUUGAUGUUUUAUGAAUAUAUGUUUGUACGGCAGUUGUGAUAAAAGACAGUGACUUUGCAAUAUUUUAAUACCAAAUAUUUGAUUGUCUUUUAAUAAUUUGUAGUCGGCUUCAGUUGUUGCGUGGACUUUACCGAAUACGUACAUAAUACAAGACGAUCGGAAGAAAUCACGUUUCAAACUUUAGAAUUGUGUGCAGAUUUCCAGUACGUCAACGCAUCAACACACAACUGACAUUUGUCAUCCAACGUAAUUUGUUCACGUAUACUUAUGUCAACGUUGUGAAAACAUAACCUAAAAUGGCGGAGCAUCAUCCAAUGGAUGAUUUUUGCGGGAGCGAAUUUUGGAACGUAAACACGACUUGGCGCACGGACAAUCCUGACUUUACAGUAUGCUUUCAACGAACUGUAUUGGUCUGGACACCAUGUGCCGUCCUAUGGGUGUUUUCGCUGCUGGACAUAUUUUACAUAAGAAAAGCGAUGAAUCGCAAUGUACCGUGGAAUGCGCUCAAUGUCAGCAAAUUGAUCGGAACUGGGGCCUUGAUCUUGUUAACCAUAGUCGAUUUGUGUAUGGCUGCGAGCCGUAACAGUGAAGGAAUCAUUUUUCCCGUAGAUAUUUACACGCCGAUCAUUAAGAUCGUGUCAUUUCUCUAUGCUGGCGUACUGCUCGUCUGCAACAAAAAGAAUGGUCUACGGACUUCGGGGCUGCUGUUUUUGUUUUGGUUUUCACUUUUCAUCUGCAGCAUACCACAAUGUCGUAGUGAGGUUCGACUACGUGCUGCAAGAGAAGCCGAAGGAGAAAAGAAUUCCUGGGCAGAGUACAAUUACAUUAGUUUUAUGAUAUUCUUUACGCUGACGACUCUGGUCUGGUUACUCAACUGGUUCGCCGACAGUGAGCCUCUGCAGACCAAAUAUCCAAGGACCCAGAAUCCCUGUCCAGAGACUCAGUCGAGUUUCAUUUCGAAAAUGUUCUUCGCAUGGUUCGACAAAAUGGCUUGGAAAGGCUAUCGGAAUCCGUUGGAACACAAAGAUCUGUGGGAUAUGAAUCCGGAAGAUACAUCAAAGGAAGUUAUGCCGCUGUUCGCCAAAUAUUGGAAUCAAUCCGUUCAGAAAGCAGCUGGUGUCAAGAGCAAUGAAACACUUAGUGGUGGCAAAGCGGAAUACACGAAAGCUUCGUCCACGGUGAAUAUAACGCGAACGAAAGGCGAGAAGAAGGCAUCGAUUUUACCAGCAAUUUGCAAGGCAUUUGGUCCGACAUUCUUGUUCGGUUCAGUUCUGAAACUGGUUCAAGACGUUUUAACGUUCGUAUCGCCACAAAUUCUCCGUUUAAUCAUUCAAUUCGUGGAUCCUCGCCCGGGCGAAGAACAACAAGAGUUCUGGAAGGGCCUGCUCUAUGCGUUCCUAUUGUUUAUUGUUGCAAGUGUCCAGACACUUAUAUUGGCUCAAUACUUCCAGCGGAUGUUUGUUGUUGGUCUGCGCAUUCGUACAGCGUUGAUAAGUGCGGUGUACCGGAAAGCUUUGAUUAUGUCGAACAGUUCACGCAAAGAAUCGACUGUCGGAGAGAUCGUUAAUCUAAUGGCAGUGGAUGCGCAACGCUUUAUGGACUUGACGACCUACAUUAACAUGCUUUGGUCGGCACCUUUACAAAUUGGCUUGGCUCUGUAUUUCCUGUGGGCCAUUCUGGGUGCAUCGGUUCUAGCAGGUUUGGCUGUGAUGAUUAUAUUAAUUCCUGUGAAUGGCUUCAUUGCCAACAAGAUAAAGACUUUGCAAAUUCGUCAAAUGAAAAACAAGGACGAACGUGUCAAAUUGAUGAACGAGGUGCUGAGUGGUAUCAAGGUGCUGAAACUAUACGCUUGGGAGCCAAGUUUCGAAAAUCAAGUGCUGAAAAUUCGUGACAAAGAAAUUAAAGUGCUGCGCGAGGCUGCCUAUUUGAAUGCGGGAACUUCUUUCAUUUGGUCUUGUGCACCGUUCUUGGUGGCAUUGGUCACGUUUGCCGUUUUUGUUUUAGUCGAUGAAAAGAAUGUCUUGGAUGCGGAAAUUGCCUUCGUCUCACUAUCGCUUUUCAACAUUCUCCGGUUUCCUUUGAGUAUGUUGCCUAUGCUAAUUACGAACAUGGUUCAGACAAGCGUAUCAGUUAAACGCUUAAACAAAUUUAUGAACUGCGAGGAGCUCGACCCAGAAAAUGUUCAACACGAUCCGAAAGAAUCGUCAUCUCUGGUCGUGGAAAAUGGUACCUUCUCGUGGGGUGAAGAGGAAACCGUUUUGAAGAACAUCAAUUUCAAAGUUGACAAAGGCAAUUUGGCAGCUGUUGUCGGAACGGUUGGUUCCGGAAAAAGUUCAUUGCUGUCAGCACUGCUCGGUGAAAUGGAAAAGAUAUCUGGUCGUGUCAACACUGUUGGAAAGAUAGCCUAUGUAUCACAACAAGCCUGGAUCCAAAAUUGCACACUCCAAGAUAACAUUCUGUUCGGAAAACCGUUAGACCAGAAACGAUACCAACAAGUCGUCGCAGCCUGCGCAUUGAAGCCUGAUAUUGAUAUGUUGCCAGGCGGUGAUCAGACUGAAAUCGGUGAGAAAGGAAUUAAUUUGUCGGGUGGUCAAAAGCAACGUGUUAGCUUAGCCAGAGCUGUUUACAAUGACGCCGACAUUUAUCUCAUGGAUGAUCCACUGAGUGCCGUUGAUUCACAUGUGGGUAAACAUAUAUUCGAAGAAGUGAUUGGACCCGGUGGACUGCUGGACAAGAAAACUCGAGUGCUCGUCACACACGGUAUUGUUUACCUACCGAAGGUGGACAACAUUUUCGUGUUGAAAAGUGGUGAAGUAUCCGAAUCGGGUAAUUACGAAGCUCUGAUGAACAAGAAGGGAGCAUUUGCCGAAUUCCUUCUGCAACAUUUACAAGAGAUAACCCCGGAUCACGAAGAAAUGGAAACGCUGAAAGAGCAACUUGAGAAUACUCUUGGCGCUGACGACGAACUGAUGAAACAAUUGGAACAUCAAAUCAGUCGUCGAAGUGAAAGUGUAUCCGAGACUGAUUCAAUGAAUGGAUCACUAUCGCGACAGGUGUCCCAGUCAUCUGAAACCAGUCUCCGUAAACGAUCUGUGUCCAAGGAAAAAGAUGAACCGAAACCAAAACCGAAGGAUACGCUAAUCGAAAAAGAACAUUCGGAGGUGGGCUCGGUUAAGUGGGCCGUGUACAAGCACUAUUUGAAGAGUAUCGGAGUCACGUUGACAAUUCUGACAAUUUUGCUGAAUUUGGUCUUCCAAGGAUUUUCAAUCGGUUCCAAUGUUUGGCUGUCGCGAUGGAGUAAUGAUAAAAAUGUUGCCAACGAUACGUCUUUGCGUGAUAUGUAUCUGGGAGUGUACGGAGCGUUCGGAUUCGGUCAAGCGUUGUCGUCAUAUAUGAACGAUUUGGCACCGCAGUUAGGGUGUCUAUUAGCUGCGAUUCAUUUUCAUAAAGUGCUUUUACACGGUGUUGUACGAGCUCCGCUCACAUUUUUCGAUACUACACCCACCGGCCGAAUUCUGUCACGAUUCUCGAAAGACGUCGACGUUCUUGAUACUGGACUUUCGAGGCAGAUUUCAGACACUGUCUUUGGCAUAUUCGAGGUGAUUGCAACAUUGGUCGUAAUUAGUAUCUCUACGUACAUCUUCGUCGCAGUGAUUAUUCCAAUCGGAAUAUUGUACUACUUCGUCCAACGAUUCUAUGUGGCAACAUCGCGUCAAUUGAAACGGUUGGAAUCCGUUUCAAGAUCACCAAUCUAUUCGCAUUUCGGCGAAAGUAUCCAGGGAGCUCAAACAAUUCGUGCAUAUACCGUACAGGAUAGGUUCAUUAACGAAUCGGAGGACAAAGUUGAUUUCAAUCAGGUGUGCUACUAUCCUAGCAUCAUCGCCAAUCGAUGGCUCGCUGUUCGCUUGGAAAUGGUCGGUAAUCUGAUUAUAUUGUUUGCCGCUUUAUUUGCCAUUCUCAGCCGAGAAACAAUGGAUGCUGGUACGGUUGGAUUGUCGGUCUCGUAUGCCCUUCAAAUUACACAAACCCUAAACUGGUUGGUGCGCAUGACAUCUGAAGUGGAAACGAAUAUCGUUGCUGUCGAACGCAUCAAGGAAUAUGGUGAAACGAAACAAGAAGCUGCCUGGGAUAUACCUUCACAGACAUUGCCCAAAAAUUGGCCGGAGAGCGGUACGGUGGAAUUUAAGAACUUCCAAGUCAGAUACCGUGAAGGUUUGGAAUUGGUGCUGAAAGGAAUAUCAUUCACUGUGGCCGGUGGACAGAAAGUCGGUAUCGUCGGUCGUACUGGUGCCGGCAAAUCCAGUUUAACCUUAGCGUUAUUCCGAAUCAUCGAAUCAUCCGGUGGAUCGAUUCUCAUCGACGGACACGACAUUUCAAAGCUGGGAUUGCAUGCUCUGCGUUCGAGAUUGACCAUUAUUCCUCAGGACCCAGUACUGUUUUCGGGCACACUUCGUUUGAAUUUAGAUCCAUUCGAACACAACAGCGACGAGGAGGUGUGGACGGCAUUGGAGCAUGCACAUUUGAAAGUGUUUGUGAAAGGUCUCACUGCCGGUUUGAAUCACGAGAUCACUGAAGGCGGUGAAAAUCUUUCGGUCGGUCAGAGACAACUUGUCUGCUUAGCUCGGGCACUUUUACGAAAAACGAAAGUACUAAUUUUAGAUGAGGCCACAGCUGCCGUCGAUCUGGAAACGGAUGACCUAAUUCAAAAUACCAUUCGCACGGAAUUCAGCGAAUGUACCGUUCUGACCAUCGCCCAUCGAUUGAAUACGAUUAUGGAUUCGGAUAAGGUUAUCGUUUUGGACAGAGGUCAAAUAGCCGAAUUCGCUGCGCCAAGCGAAUUGUUGCAAAACAAAAAAUCCGCCUUCUACAGUAUGGCCAAAGAUGCUGGACUGGUGUAAUAUUACUUAAAAUAAUCGUAAUAAGAGGGUAUAUGUUCAAGCGUUUGUGAUUUGUUUUAUUCGUUUUUUGUAUAUUCAGUAUUUCCUUUCAAGUCCAAUUUUUAAUUUAAAAUAAUUUUACACACCGUUUUGUUACUCAGGACCGGAUUAGGAAACCAUUCGAAUUGAAAGGCUCAGCUUAAUUAAGAAAAUUACUUAAAUUCGACUAUUACAAGGACUCUGCUACUUAAAUCGUUACCAAUUUACUAAGUUCUCAUUUUGUAGACAGAAAAUGUGAGAAAAACAAUGAAACUGCCAAUUUCGUCACUGCGACAAAAUAGUCGGAG
Molecule: messenger RNA, 5690 nt
Organism: Bradysia coprophila
Lineage: Eukaryota; Metazoa; Arthropoda; Insecta; Diptera; Sciaridae
Gene: MRP
Product: Multidrug-Resistance like Protein 1
Biological process (GO): transmembrane transport
Cellular component (GO): membrane
Molecular function (GO): ABC-type transporter activity; ATP hydrolysis activity; ATP binding
Source: RefSeq, a predicted model, not a curated record